GAAAAGUGAACUUCUAUGGACACUCGGCCUAUACCUUCUCCAAAUCUAAACCAAGAUUUGAUGAGACCUUGUCAGAUUGGUUUCGACAUGUUCAUUGUUUGCCCACCACCGUUCAUUGAUAGUCACUAUGGUGACAGGGCUCGUCACGGAAAGUACAUGGCCUGCUGCAUGCUGUACCGUGGUGACGUAGUGCCCAAGGACGUCAACGCUGCCAUUGCUACCAUCAAGACCAAGAGAAACAUCCAGUUCGUCGACUGGUGUCCCACCGGGUUCAAGGUCGGCAUUAACUACCAGCCGCCCACCGUCGUCCUGGGAGGUGACUUGGCCAAGGUCCAGCGUGCCGUCUGCAUGUUGAGCAAUACGACCGCCAUCGCCGAGGCGUGGGCGCGUCUCGACCACAAGUUCGAUCUGAUGUACGCCAAGCGCGCCUUCGUCCACUGGUACGUCGGUGAGGGUAUGGAGGAGGGAGAGUUCUCGGAGGCUCGCGAGGAUCUGGCUGCCCUGGAGAAGGAUUACGAAGAGGUUGGUGUAGAGUCAGUUGAAGGUGAAGGAGAAGUAGAAGGGGAGGAAUAUUAACUGACUAAUACUCAU
Molecule: messenger RNA, 591 nt
Organism: Gigantopelta aegis
Lineage: Eukaryota; Metazoa; Mollusca; Gastropoda; Neomphalida; Peltospiridae
Product: tubulin alpha chain-like
Exons: 1
Coding region: 16-576 (186 amino acids)
Biological process (GO): mitotic cell cycle; microtubule cytoskeleton organization
Cellular component (GO): cytoplasm; microtubule
Molecular function (GO): structural constituent of cytoskeleton; GTP binding
Source: RefSeq, a predicted model, not a curated record